AUGCACCUUUCAACGCUAAACGCCCUACCAGGCAAAAAAAUCAUCGCGCACUACGGUCUUGUCACAGGAUCAACCGUUGAAACACGGCACAAAGGACAACAUAUUGCUGCCGCAAUUCGCACCAUCUUUGGCGGUGAAGUCAUGUCAUAUUCUAUUCUUUUAGAAAAAGCCUACAAAAAGGCCUUAGAGAGACUGAUUCGACAAGCCAAACAAACUGAAGCAAAUGCCAUUAUUGCUAUUCGAUUUGCCACGACAAACGUGUCUCUCCAAGCCGCAGAGCUCUACAUUUAUGGGACGGCUGUUCGUGUUGAGGAUUGCGACCAUGAUUGA
Messenger RNA from Stylophora pistillata, 330 nucleotides. RefSeq names its product UPF0145 protein HCH_01985-like. NCBI's taxonomy places the organism in Eukaryota, Metazoa, Cnidaria, Anthozoa, Scleractinia, Pocilloporidae. The record is from RefSeq and is a predicted model, not a curated record.